UCAGGACUGAAGGGGACCUACCAGGGCCUAACAGCCACUGUGCUAAAGCAGGGCUCCAACCAAGCCAUCCGUUUCUUUGUCAUGACCUCUCUGCGCAACUGGUACCGAGGGGACAAUCCCAACAAGCCCAUGAACCCACUGAUCACAGGGGUGUUUGGAGCUAUUGCAGGCGCAGCCAGUGUGUUUGGGAACACACCUCUGGAUGUGAUCAAGACCCGGAUGCAGGGCUUGGAGGCACACAAAUACCGGAAUACACUGGACUGCAGCUUGCAGAUCCUGAGGAACGAGGGACUCAUGGCGUGAGUAGGAAAGGGGCAGGACUGUUAUCC
This is a messenger RNA of Dipodomys ordii (Ord's kangaroo rat), 329 nucleotides long. Its product is annotated as tricarboxylate transport protein, mitochondrial. The record is from RefSeq and is a predicted model, not a curated record. The annotation marks the transcript as partial. The transcript is spliced from 3 exons. NCBI's taxonomy places the organism in Eukaryota, Metazoa, Chordata, Mammalia, Rodentia, Heteromyidae. Gene Ontology annotation, biological process: mitochondrial citrate transmembrane transport.